Molecule: messenger RNA, 1619 nt
Organism: Sycon ciliatum
Lineage: Eukaryota; Metazoa; Porifera; Calcarea; Leucosolenida; Sycettidae
Product: tetratricopeptide repeat protein 39C-like
Exons: 7
Coding region: 66-704 (212 amino acids)
Biological process (GO): cilium assembly
Source: RefSeq, a predicted model, not a curated record
UACUUGUGUCUUCCGUCAUAGGAUUCAUUAGUGUUUUGAACAAAGACUUUGCCGCAGCUGCACCCAUGUUUGAGACGUUAUGCAAGGAGACACGUUGGUCACCUGGCUUCUAUGGCUAUCUCGCCGCAUUAUGUAUGGGGAGCGAUGGCCAAAUUGAAGCCUCGCAUGACCUGAUGAAGAAAUUGCCUAGUAUCAUCGUGCGCAAGAACUCCAAUUAUGAGAAGUUUGUCCUGAAAAAGACGGCUCGCUUCCAGAAGGUCGCACCGACCGUGCCAAUAGCUCGCACUCUGCUUUUUGAAGUUGUCUAUCUUUGGAACUACACGCUGUUUGCUAACAUCAAGCAACGUGAGGAGCUCCUUGCACUGGUCGAAGGCGAAUGUGCUGCCUUUGACCCGUCCGAGCAGAUCCUGCUUGCUGCCAACCUCCUUGUACGCAGCAGUCUCAACUUUGAGUUGGAUCGGCCAUCAGAGGCAGAAACGUGUGCAAGGCAAGUAUUGCAGUUUGCCGAUGUGUGCGUCAAGAAGAAAGAGCAACACAUCCCUGCUUAUGCCACGUUUAUCAUCGGCCAAAUUUACCAGCAGAGCGGAGAUUUUGUGCAGAUGAAGCAAGCGAUGAGCAAAGCUAAGUCCGCCUACAGUGACUAUGAAGUAGAAGGUCGUCUUCAAACUAAGAUCAAGGUUGCUCUGGAAUCAGGAGCCACGUAACAACACUAUCUACAAACUAUUUUUUUGAAACCGACAAAUUAGCUUCAGUUGUGUACCCUAGGAAUUCCGCCCCGUAACCAAUUGAAAUGCUAGCAACUUGGUUUUCCCCGUAUGUUACCAAGGCGCAGCGUGAUGUGGAGGCUGUGCCCACACGUGCUGCGCUUCUAAUUUAAAACAUGGAGUUCAUCUUGGUAUGCUGGCGUCCACGUAUCCCGGACGACUCUCGCUUGUGUGGACUGUGCCCAAGCAACGCCAUGCACGUCUUAGCCCUCCCACCUCUGCCGUCACUAGCUGGUCAUGGGUGUGCCUUUGUCGUCGUAGUCUUUGCUGUUUAUCGUGGACAUAUCUCUUAUUAUUCAUUGGUGUGAGGGAAUCUCUAUUAGUUCUGUUCUCCUCCUCUUGGUACGAGUCCUUGCGAAACUCGACUGGAAUUGCCACCGAUGAUGAUAACAACUCAUGACGAUGACGACAAUGUAAGACCUUGCUCAAUUUGACACUGCCGGUCACUUGGCACCUAGGACCCCGUUUUCUCUCUUCUUCUCUCUAUUUUCUAUGCUACUCUCUUGGUACUUGUGUAGGUAUGUGCCACGAUGUAUUGUCUCAUUGCUACCAUAUGUGUUCGUGCCACAUGCACAACAAAAAACGCAUCUAAACCCUAGCUCUAUGCCCUAUUCGUACUCAGUAUCCGAGCUCCCCUGAUCCAUAUUUUCUGCUUCGAGAUGUGAAUGGGUCAGUUUUUCCGUUCUCUUUAGUCACUCGCUAUUUUUUCUGCUGAGCAGAAAUCGCACUUCUCGAGUUUGAUUUGACAUGAUCCUAUCCCUUAUUUAUGAAAUUUCGUAAUUCUCUCUAGUCGAAUGCUAUUCUUUUGGUAUAUUAACGUAUCAAGCACAUAAUCGGGUGCCGCCGGUUGACAGG